Cydia strobilella is the source of this 9836-nucleotide messenger RNA. RefSeq names its product proton-coupled amino acid transporter-like protein CG1139. Gene Ontology annotation, biological process: amino acid transmembrane transport. The coding region runs from base 341 to 1861 and encodes 506 amino acids. Gene Ontology annotation, molecular function: L-amino acid transmembrane transporter activity. NCBI's taxonomy places the organism in Eukaryota, Metazoa, Arthropoda, Insecta, Lepidoptera, Tortricidae. The transcript has 6 exons. The record is from RefSeq and is a predicted model, not a curated record.
CUCAGACGAACGGCGCGCCCCUUAUUCAUUGCCGAUCUAUACGCAACACUGGCACGACGUUGCCGCCGCGUUUAAUCUCUAACUUUUUAUUUCCAGUCAACUUUACUUUUAUUUCAAGUGAAAGUCUCGAAUAUUCAUAUUGAAAUCUCGAGCACAGUUUAAUUAUUUAAACCUUAAAAUUUGCACUUUAACAAACAAAGCUCAGAAUAAGUAGCACGCGAAAUUAUUGAAACAGCUCUCGCUUGUAGUAAUUUCAUAUUCUUCAUAUAUAGGGAUUUAUGAGACAUCGUGAAGAUUGCAACAUCACUUUCAAAUAGAAGACGACGUCAAAGGAACGAAAAUGUCGAAAAAACAUCUCCACAAUCAAGCCGCUAUACCGUUAGCUCCUGCAGUAUUCAAGAAACCUCAAAUGCGGCCGAUGAUAGCCGAGUAUGACCCAAAGAAAAAAGGAGUCAGGACUGACUUAUCAGAUGUCGUUAUGGUGAAGUAUAAAGUUGACCCUAAUGAAAUUCCGGUGGAACAACAGGCGGGGUCCACCCUGCCUCUUAUGGAAAUACCGGGACGGGACAUAGAGGCGGAUGAAGACUACAAUCCGUUUGAACACCGAAAACUGGCGCACCCUACAUCAGAUCUGGAUACACUUAUCCAUUUACUGAAAGGGUCGCUCGGAAGCGGAAUUUUAGCAAUGCCCAUGGCGUUUUUACACGCCGGCCUAUACGUGGGACUGUUUGCCACGUUCCUUGUGGGAGGCAUCUGCACGUACUGCGUGCACGUGCUCGUGAAGACCGCGCACGAAUUGUGCCACAGGAUGCAAAAGCCAUCGCUGGGCUUCGCCGAGACGGCUGAGGCGGCAUUCUUGGCCGGGCCUCCGGCGGCACACAAGUUUUCGAGACUAGCGAAAGCCAUGGUGAACUGGUUCCUCGUGGUGGACUUAUUAGGAUGUUGCUGCGUGUACAUAGUAUUUGUGGCAACGAAUGUAAAGCAAGUAGCCGAUUUUUACGCAAAGGGAACAGAAUGGCACGAUAUGGAUGUACGACUCUACAUGCUUGCGACUCUACCUUUUCUAAUUCUUAUUAAUCUCAUCAGAAAUCUAAAGUACUUGGCCCCGUUUUCUAUGAUUGCGAAUUUAUUGGUUGGCUGUGGAAUGGGUAUCACAUUUUAUUACCUGUUUCAAGAAAUGCCUGAAACCAGUAAACGUGUAAAUUUCGCUGGAUUCGACAAACUGCCGACAUUCUUUGGUACCGCUAUUUUCGCACUGGAGGGCAUCGGUGUGGUGAUGCCACUGGAGAACAACAUGAAAACUCCCACUCAUUUCAUCGGCUGCCCUGGCGUUCUAAACAUUGGCAUGUUCUUUGUCGUGUCUCUGUAUGCUACCACUGGAUUUUUCGGAUAUCUGAAAUAUGGACCCGACACUCAAGGAAGCAUCACGCUUAAUCUUCCUCAGGAUGAAUUAUUGGGCCAGAGUGUGAAGCUGAUGAUUGCCGUAGCAAUAUUCUUUACAUACAGUCUGCAGUUCUACGUGCCUAUGGAAAUCAUUUGGAAGAACGUUCGCCAUCUGUUUGGCGCCAGGAAAAACCUCGCCGAGUACAGCAUAAGAAUAGGGAUUGUGCUUAUGACACUAGGAAUUGCCAUUGCCAUUCCUAAAUUAUCACCUUUCAUAUCACUUGUUGGUGCGGUAUGCCUGUCUUUCCUUGGUCUAAUAUUUCCGGCUGUUAUCGAAACCGUCACUUUUUGGGAUAGACCUAAUGGACUUGGCUUUUGCAAGUGGGUUCUGUGGAAAAAUAUGUUUUUGGUUUCAUUUGGAAUCCUCGGAUUUUUAACUGGUUCCUAUGUUAGUAUUUUAGAAAUUAUUAACGGUUGAGACUCAUAUUCUAAUUAUAAGUAUAUAUGUAUAAAACUUACUCGGUCCCACAACCGAGAAGUAAAAGUAUUUGUAUAAAAUGUAGUUGGAUAAGGACCAUUUUGAAUCACUUUUUGCUUUUAUUUUAUAACUAUAGUUUUAUAAUUGAACGUAUGAAGUUACAUCGCCGCCUUAGCAAGUAAAACUAGUCGAGAGCAGAUUUCUGUUCACGCAAAACUAAAAUUAUUUAUGAAACAUGAUAAAACCUAACCUUAGGUACCUAGUAAUCCUCUGGAUGCAAAAUUGAAGUUGUCAAGCACCGGAGGAUGGUUAGAAGAGGCAACUGAGCACGACCUUCUUUACAUUAUGUAAAUCGGCGAUAGAGUUUAUACAAUUUGCGAAUGUAUUUUUUGAUAAAUAAUUAUUAAACAGCCUUUGUUUUAGAGUCAAGGUAAUAAACAAUUGAAUGCAGGACUGAACACAAAGGUGACUAGAACCAUCCCAUAAUAUAUGGAGGUAUGGAGAUACUGUUUUUAAGAUCGUAUUAGUGCAUUUGACCACACUGCCCGAGUUCCACUGGACUACGGAGUAGGUGCCAUCGUCGACACGGCCUUAUUGCGACAAGAAACCUUGUGUCGUGUCGUGUCUCGUGUCGCAGUAACUAUGGCACGGUGUCUUGUGUUUACAUGAAGCAUUAUUCCUUAGCACCGAAUCUCUGUAGCCAUGUAGGUUUAAAUCAACUGUAGAUAACUUUAUAUGAACGUGUGAGAACUUUCUAGUGCAUUAAAUAAAUGUGAUACACUUAGGUUAAUGAUAACCCAUUAUUAAACUUGCUUAAAAUAAGCAAAAAACAUAUUUUCGGAUGUAGUUAAAAAUAAGCAGGUGAUGAUAACCACUGCGUUACCUUUUAAGAUGAUCGAAAUUGUGCAAAAUAUUUAUAAUUAGGUAUAUAUUGGUAUUAGUUCAAAAAUCGAAAUAGUGUAGUGUGAAUGCAUUUUCAUUGGGGUAGGUACAAUGAGUGCUUACUAAAGAAGAGAUUUAAAAUACGAGUAUUAUAAGGCGAUUGAAAGCAUUUAAAUAAUAGCUUACAAACCGAAUACCUUAGAUGUUGUUGAAACAACCUGUAACUUUAGUUAAGGUCAAUGUGGAGAAGACCGACUGAAUAUACAAUUUAUUGCUGGGAAGGCAGUCAUAGGGCAAGGCAAGAGCUCGCGUAUUUGUAUGCGUACGUCGCUCAGACACAGAAAAGAAUAGCAUCACUUCUUAUGCUCUACCCACCUUCUGUAAGUGAUGGAGUGUAUACAAACAAACGCAAGAGUUAAACUUAUCGACUUGUCGGUCUUCCCGUUAUAGACGGUCUUCGCCAAAUUGACCUUAAGAGGCCGUAGUCGAUUUUGGAGCAAAAUUUUUAAAUUGAUAGAUUUAGUCGUUGAAAUUAUACACGUUUUGUUACGUAAUAUCUAAAUAACAAGUAUUGGUUUCUAUUAGCACGUCUUCUCAUCUUGCCUUUUAAUAAUGAGGUCGCAAGCGUGCGUCACCGGUAAUAUAUGAAAAGAAGGUACAGUUUUUAAAAAUUCAUCAAAAAUUUAUGGUGGUAUAUUAUACAAAUUGAUGUAUAAGAAUAGUUUCAACAAAUGUUGUAGAUUGUUUAAGUAUCAAAAUUACGUUGAAAUUAAGUCGAUUUUGAGAGAAAUUGUCACUUGUUUUGAAGUAAUUUCUGGAGAAAAUUGAUUUCGUCUAACUUUCAUUUACACUACUUCAAAGUCAUAAUAAUAAAAAUGUAGUGUGAUAAACGUCAAGUACAGGAUAUGUGUAAUACAAAAUUACCAUGUUUAGCAGUCCAAACUUUACGAAAUUUACAAAUAAGAGCGAUAAAAUCAGUGCUUUACGCGCGUUUACCUAAACGUCCAUCAGAAAAGCAAACAUUACUAAUUUAGUGAGUCUGUUUUCAACAAAUUGAUCUGAUAAAAGGUAAGAUAAGAAGAUGCGCUAAUAGAAACCAGUACUUGUUAUUUCAAUUAGGAAACAAAAGGUGUACAAUUUCACCGACUAAAUCUAUCAAUUUUACAUUUUUGCGACUAAAAUCGACAUCGGCCUCUUAACUCGGUUCAAAUGAUGAAUGUAACCUCCAGAGUCAUACGCCAUUUAUUAGUAUAUACACUAUAGAGAUCCCUCGCCUUUUAACCUAAAGGGGCCCACUGAUGGCUAUCAGUCCACCGGACGAUAUCGGCCUGUCAGAACAAAAAAAUUACAGUUCCGAACAACUGACAGGCCGAUAUCGUCCGACGGACUGAUAGUCAGUAGGCCCCUUUAUGGUGCGACUCUGCCUAAUCGGCCACUUCUAAAUAAUCGAAAUACUCGUAGGCCUACAACGGAGCACAAAAUUAGAUUAAUUAGAACAUUUUGAUAAGAGAUAGAUUCAAUACGCACGGAACCCUCGAAGCCCGAGUCGGACUCGCGCUUGCCCGGUUAUUGUGUUUUUUAAAGUGGUAGGGUCAGUCAUAGUUUAUACUUGUAUUUAUUAUUAGUUUGAUAAAAUAUAUUUAAUUUCAGAAUAUUAUUGACAUGUUCCUAAUACCCACGGGAUUUAAUAGCACAGGUACCGUUUAUAACCGGCAUAAGUUUUAAGAGGUUGAUACCUAUACCUGGAUAAAGACUCUAAAUAGGUACGUCUUGUGGUACCUACUCUUCACAUUGCCAGAAAUACGAGAGCCGAUCCGAAAGCUGUUAGCUGCUCCGGCGCUACUCAUGAAAUGGCAAUAUUAUAUAUACCAUUGUUAGGGAUAUUUCGAUGCUAAGUAUUAAUGACAGUAAAACGCAGUAGGUCUUGAGUAAAGGAUUUAUUUUGGAUACUGGAUAUACAACAAUGCCGAGACCGACGCCAGCAGAACGGCCACGCACCGCCCCGCCCCGACUCGAAUUACCUCGCCCCGCGACACCAGAUUGCUGGCUUUUCGCCGGCCGCUCAGUUUGGUUAGCGACGCGGUCACGCGAUGACGGAACGUUCAAAAUGCCGAUGUAUUGUACGAUGUAUUGUAUGGGUGCCUAUCAAAUUGGAGAAAUAAAGACUUUUUAUAUGUACUUAAUAUUACUUAUACCUACGUGUAGUGUACCUAACAUGUAUAUAUAUAAUACUGAUAAAACAUCAAAUAACGCGUUUUCUACAAUCACAUUCAUUUAAACUACAAUUUGUCGAAAACCCAAAUUUACGUCAAUAUAACAAAGUGUAGAAGGUGUGAUAAUAUUUAGAUAGGUACCUACCUACCGAUUUCAACAACCUGUUCGUUGAACUUACAAAUGUUAGCUAACAUUAAACUACCUAUAGGUAGGUACAUAGAUAUUAUUUCUUCGUAAAUAUUUUGUUUUUUGUUACACUUAUCAUAUCUAAAAAAAUAUAUCUAUAUGUAAUCGUUUAAAAUAAUAAAAACAAUAAUGCAAAUACCUUUUUAUAAUAAUUCCGCUUUCAAAGUAGGUACAGUUGAGUUGUAAGAUUAUAAACCGACCAAGGACCAAUUGUUUGUUGAAUGGUAGAUUGCCCAUACAAUUUCGUUUGUUUACGUUUCGGUCGGUUAUUCUGCGUGUGCACGGCCGGCCGCGGCCCGCUCGUGUCACUUCAUGUACUUUUCUUUCACAUUUUGUGCAAAUAAUCCGAGGAACUCAAACCAUGAUUGGAAAUAUGAACGCCGCGCUGUAUUCUCAUAAAUAUGACGGACAUAAAUGGGAAGAUUAGAACCGCCUAAUGUAAAUUUUGCGAACUUAAGAACCAUUUUAGGUUUCUUUAAUUAAGGAAUAAUAGUUAUUUGUUAUACAAGGGUGCAAAGUUGUAUUUUACCCGCGAGUGUGGAAUUGAAACACGAGCAAGCGAAAGGAUUCUCUAGUUGAACCACGAGUAAAGCGAGUGGUUCUAAAAUAGAAUCCUGAGCGUAGCGAGUGUUUUAACACACGAGAAGUAAAAUACAUUUGCACCCGUGUGUAACACAAAACUUUUCCCCUCACUAUAGCGAGGAAAGUGCAACAACCACAGGUGUUAGAUCAUCUUCAUCAACUGGAAUCACUCUUUUUUUACGAUAUUAUAACAAAAAACUGGAAAUUCUGUACUUUUACGUGAAAAGUUUUUAAGUAAAUUUUUUGUUGACAAUGUUUACAUUUCUGACGUAUGAAAUGUCAAUGAUGCGUUUUGAAAUUGCAUCGACUUAACUUGUGCGUUCAGAAUUAUAUUUAACAUAAUUAUUAAAAAACAAACGUUUAUUAUGGAAUUUUAGGGUUUAUGACUUAAAAUCAUUAAAUAAAGCUAAAUUUGGUAUUUUUUAUUAGAUUCUCAAACCAUUUAUUUAAUGAUAAUUAAUAUCGAACGAACCAUUAUUAUGAGCGUUUUACGUUUUGUUAUCUGUCAAGCUACUUAAACACGCUCCAUCCAAGGUCAAAUUACUUUCCCCACUAGUGGAUAAAAUGCGUUUUUCCCCGCUUGUUUUAAAGGAUAAAAGACGGCUUUCCGAGCUAGUGAGGGGAAAAAAUAUUUCUAUUCCUUAGUUAGAUAUUUUCAUUACGAGUAUUACGACAACGCUCCGUGAACUCAAAAACAUCUAAGUGGCAGCCCUAAACAGCUUACGCACACAAAGACGCGUGUACAAACGUUCCGUUCAUACAUAUAAACGCAAGCGGGUUUUGAUGUAUGGCGUGUCCGCCCUGUGCCGACGCUACCCGUAGUUGGCGGGAAGCCAUCUUGACAGAUCGCUCCGAUGACAGCCGCGCUGUCAGGGCACGUUCAGAACCCCGCUAACAGUAUUGUCAUAAAAAAUAUUUUACAGUAAAACAUCUGGUGCUACAUUACAACAACAGGGGCUAUAAGCACAUUAUGUAACUAAACUAACUUAGCGGUUUCACUCACGUAUUUUUAGUCACUCGCGCGACAUGUUUCGGAGAGCCUAGGUCUCCAUUUUUAAGCACUAAGUGCCUGAGUGAGUAGCGGUCACGACGGGUGGGCGUCACGUACUGCGAUGAUAUAACCGGUUGAGGGAGGUCUUGCGCUGUUGUUGUAGGCGGGCGCGUUGGCGUGCGGGAGACCUAGGCUCUCCGAAACAUGUCGCGCGAGUGACUAAAAUACGUUAGUGAAACCGCUAAGUUAGUUAAGUUAAUAUGUCUCACGAUAGUUCAAAUUCGAUUAUGUAACUGUCGAAAAUUUAAAGCGCUAUAUGUACUGUAAAACGUUGUACGAUACACGUGCGAAUUUCCUACUUUUCGCACUUGUUUCUUUCUCUUUUACUCCAAUGAAGGCGGCCAGAGAAAGAUGCCCGCAAUUUACGAAGUUCGAUUUUCGCGGUUAUAGCCCAGAAGCGAUGAGCAAAUGCGUUUACGUUAUCGAUAGCCGAUAUUUUAAUUACAUUCAAUUUUAGAACAUCUCUAUCACAGGAUAAAUAAUAGUACUACCGUACAGAAAGGAAACUUCCUACAAAACCGAAGUUUAACAGCGGUUCAGGGACGACGGGUUCUAAUAUAUGGCACUAUCGCUUUCGGCUAUUUAGGGUUGUCAAAAUUCAAGUCAUUAUCUUAUCUGUGGUCGUGCACGUAAAGGGACGUCAAGUUGUGACGACCCUAAUAAUUGCUCGGAGCAAUGCCAAGUAUUACUUAUUCUUUGGCAAUGCUGAGCCGAACGGAGCAGAGUUUGCCCGAAGCGAGGAGUUUCGCACCCCUGCCUCUACUCUAAUAUCAGUAGAGACAAAGAUAGAUAUAACUCCGUAAUUGAUGGAUACAGUCUAAGGAAAAAACGUGCCUCGAAAAUCACGAAAAUUUGAUUCUCGUUCAGAGGGCGCCACUAGUUUUGGCCUACACUCAUAUAGAGGGCGUUGACUGUUUCGUUUGUUAUUUAUAAUUUUAACGCAUAGUUUUAGUUUUAAAGUGUGUUUUUAUUCACAUGUGAGGCAAAGUAAUCUAAUGCAAAUUUUGAGUUGUUUUCUUAUGUUUGCUGGUAGAAUAGAAUUUACUUUUACAUGAUGAUUUUGAAUUAUAAAUAUUUAAUAACAUUAAUUUUGAAUCGAUUUGCUUUGAUUUUGUUUGAUAUUUUACAGUUAGUAUUUUCCUUGUGUUGGUGUGGUGAAAAAGUUGGUGUGUUUAACCCUCGUGCCUUGAAACCCUCGCAACGCUCAAGAUUCCAUUUUUCGAAUCACUCGCUACGCUCGUGAUUCAAUUAAGGAAUCUUUCGCUUAGUCGGGUAUCAAUUUAACGGGAAGUUAAACAACUACUUUGCCCCCAUGUAAAACAAAUAACUUUCUUUUCUUGAUGGACUUGAGGGCGGUGUUGCCCGUAGCCAAUGUCACGUAAAAGGGUAGGAACAAAAUAAAUGCUCUUAGAGCACGACGCUGUUCGGUGGUUGUUGUAGUUGUCUCAUAAAACCGAUAGCUGGAUUUUACGAGAAGCACGUGGACUACCGGCCGUUGACUCCAAAAUGGUGGUUAAACACGCUUUGAGAUUAAUUCUCCAUUCACUGCAUACUACCACAUUAGAUUAUUGUAUAAUAAAGCUAUCGAUAUUACACUUUAAACAAUAUUAAUGAGCAAAAAACAAGGGAAUUCAUCACGAGGCUACUAUCAAGAUGGCGUUCGAACCGGAAGUCAACAAAUAACUAAUUGUUUCUGAAUUGAAAAAAAAAACUAAGAAUGCCUGACAUGCGUGAAAAAAAGUUUUCAAUUUACCGCCAUUUGACGUUUUGUUUAUCUUUUAAUUAUAGCCGGUCAAAAAACUUUGUCAGUAGAAAAAGGCGCGAAAUAAAAAAAUUCUUACAGCACUUCAAUAAGUACUGAAAGAUCCCUUACAAUGGUAAUAUACAUUAUAUUCGAAUCGCAGUGUAGCCGAGCGGCUAACAACUUUCAGACCGGCCCUCGUAAAAGUAGCACUUUAUGUCGGUGAGAUAAACAGUGUUGUCCUACGGGGUUUUGUUUUGUAAGUAAAUUGUAUCUUUAUGUCCUACCGAGGCAGUCAUUUUGGUGAUUUUAGGGCGUAGCCUUUCUGAUCAAGAACAGCAAUUUCCGAAUGUCUAUAAAAACAUUGACAAUUAUUACUACUAAUCUCGCGCCAGGUCUUAUAUAUCCUACCUAUUUUUGUAAGUGAAAGUAGUUAGGUUUAUUAGAUACAGCGAGCUGCAAAAUUGCAUACUAGCUUUUUGAAUGAAUUCCAUUCAUAAAGUACCUAAGUUUGCACUUUUGCAUCUGUGAUUACAAUUGUACACGCCAAGUGAGUAGUAACGGUUUUUGUGACUUGAUCAUUAUUUUGAACAUCAACUAGGUAUUAGUUAACCUUUUAUUAUCCAAAUGUCAAAUCGAAAUUGAAAUUAAAUUCUAUGAGUCUAUUAUCAAAUUAUCAUCAUCUUCCUGACGUUAUCCCGACUUUUUGCCACGGCUUAUAAGUCUGUAUACUCUGUAUUAAAAAUAUUUGUAUAAUUAUAAAUUAACCUUAUUCAGAAAUAUUGUAGUUCUUCGCGCAGCUGUUAAUGUUUGCUAGCGACUGAUAAAAAUAGAUAAAAUCAGCAGUCUGCGGUAAUGUUUUCUAUGUAGACAAUGAGAAGAAGAUGUAAUGUUGUACGUGUUUUGUCGAAAGCGUAAUAGGCACCUAAACAUCUGUUUUCCCAUCAUACUGUUUUUUUUUUUCUUUAAGUUUAUCAUUGAGUUAACUUUUAUUACUAGAGUUACACCAAGAAAAGUCUGCAGAGAUAUUGACAGCACACGCAGUGGCAGUGUUAUUUAUACGUCAUAAUUUCAUAGAAAUUUGACGUUUAAAAUAACACCUGCACUGCGUGUGCUGUCAAAAUUGUUGCAGACUUGUCUUGGUUUGACAAAUUUUAAGCAUAUUUUUGUGUAUUGUAGACUCAUCUUGAUACAUGUCAAAUGUAAUACCUUUUAUCUGUAAAGGAAAUCAUUCCUAAGUUCAUUGGUAUGAAUAACCGAUUUUAGAUUAUAAUGGUUGUUUUGUUACAGUAUUAAAAUAUACGAGAUUUAAGGAAUAA